Molecule: messenger RNA, 2394 nt
Organism: Leguminivora glycinivorella
Lineage: Eukaryota; Metazoa; Arthropoda; Insecta; Lepidoptera; Tortricidae
Exons: 3
Coding region: 1-2394 (797 amino acids)
Source: RefSeq, a predicted model, not a curated record
AUGUCUUCCUGGGAUGAAGCUCUGACGUCGGAAACGCUGCGAGAUAAGAGCACUACGGCACAUUACGUUGUCUGCGUCAAUGACAAUACAAAUAAUCACCCUGCGGAUAGUUUAAAGCGCCCUAGCGGAAAUUUGUUUAAAAAAGUGGAAAGCAAAAUCUCUGACGGAGACAUCAAAGGAGCUGCCCGUCUUUUGUUUUCUGACGAUGCAGUGGCGCCGGCCAAUUCAGACACUCUCGCAGCUCUUCACGCUAAACAUCCACCUUCAGACCCGAACCUGGAUCUUCCAGUUCCCCCUCAACCUGAUGAUCCCACUCUAAUUGCAUCCACCGAGGAUGUUCUUGGAGCCAUUCUUUCUUUUCCCAAUGGUUCAGCAGGAGGCCUUGACGGUUUAUCUCCACAACACCUCAAGGACCUUUUGUACUGUGGCUGCGGUGAUACCAAGGAAAAUCUCUUGAGGGACUUGACGGCUCUUGUAAACAUCAUGCUUGCUGGUCAAGUCCCUCUAGAGAUCACAAACAUCUUAUAUGGUGCAAACCUAUGCGCCUUAACUAAAAAAGAUGGCGGCAUCCGGCCCAUAGCGGUUGGCUCCACUUUGCGCCGCCUUGCAGCAAAAAUUGCAUGUCGCUCUAUACUUAAAGACCUAGCUCCCGAACUUCAGCCUGUGCAGCUCGGUUUCGGGUCCAAAAGCGGCUGCGAAGCCGCUGUCCAUGCCGUACGGACCUAUAUUGAGCGCCAAGCAGGAGAGGUUCUUCUGAAGGUGGAUAUCUCCAACGCUUUUAAUUCAGUAGACAGGGGCGCCUUGUUGACACAAAUUAAAGAUAAAAUUCCUUCUACCUAUAACUUUCUCUGGCAGUGCUACAGUUCCCCUUCUAAAUUGUUUUACCAAACUGACCCUUUGUUUUCUUCCGUAGGUUGUCAACAAGGCGACCCUCUCGGUCCAGCAAUAUUCAGUCUCGCCAUUCAUCCCAUACUUAAAAACCUAAAUUCUAAAUUGAACAUAUGGUACCUAGAUGACGGCACCCUCGGAGGUGAAGCGAUUUCAGUUCUAGAUGAUUUAGUGAAAUUAAAAACUGAUCUACAACUUAUCGGCUUAUCCCUUAACUUUUCAAAAUGUGAACUCUUUGUUACAGAGACCUGCCCUAGCAAAGAUCACAUAUUACAACAGUUCGAACAAGUAGCUCCAGGAAUCAAAAUUAUUAAUAAAGAAACGCUUCAACUCCUUGGUUGUCCCAUCAUGGACCAAUCGUUUCAUCGUUUCAUAGACAAGAAAAUCGAAAUUUUUAAAGCGUCGUCACACCGUCUGGCUAAUAUCAACAUACAUUCGGCAUAUUGCAUCAUAAAACACUGUUUAUUUGUACCCAAAUUUACAUACAUACUUCGCGGCUCACAUUUCUGGAAGCAUCCUUCUCUGAUCUCAAAUUUGGACAAUUUAGUUUUGGAAACACUCACCACCAUCUUUAACAUUUCCUUUAGCGAAAGAUCAUGGACCCAGGCUAGCCUACCCAUCAGGUUAGGCGGCUUGGGCAUCCGUAAAAUUUCUAGUGUGGCGCUGCCUGCGUUCUUGGCUUCUGUACACGGUGCUCAAAACCUCAUCAGGAAAAUUUUAGCCCCUUCCAUUGGGGUCCUAGAGGCUGCACACUGUACCGAGGCCAAGAAUGUUUGGCAGCUAACAUGCCCAAACACAGACCUGCCUGUUAACCCAUGUUCGCAAAAGCAGUGGGACGGGCCUCUCUGCCGUCUAACAAGGGACCGCCUCCUAGAGACGGCUCUUGAUUCGGCAGAUCGGGCUCGCCUUCUCGCUACCGCGGAAUGGGAGUCAGGUCUGUGGCUACAUACACUCCCAUCCACCACAAUAGGAACAUUGCUGGACAACACCACAUUCCGAUUAGCCACCUGUCUCAGAAUAGGGGCAUCAGCAAAUGUGCCUCAUCGCUGCCAGUGUGGAGCUACGGUAGACAGUCUUGGCCACCACGGCCUCUCAUGCAGCCGAAGUGCCGGGAGAAUUCCUCGCCACGCUAGCCUCAACGACGUCAUCCGGAGGGCCCUUGCUAGCGCAAAAGUGCCGGCCGUCCUCGAACCCAACGGCCUGGCCAGGGUUGAUGGAAAGCGGCCUGAUGGGAUGACGCUGGUGCCUUGGAGUAUGGGUCGGCCACUCGUCUGGGAUGCUACAUGUGUAGACACCCUAGCUCCGUCCCAUAUUCCAAGCACUAAAGUUGGUGCUGGUGCGGCUGCAUCCUCGGCUGAAGACCUCAAACGUCGCAAGUAUGCCAACCUCGGAAGUAGCUACAUAUUUGCGGCGUUUGGGGUUGAAACCUUGGGGCCGUGGGGGCCUAGUGCGCGUCGCCUUUAUGAGGAGCUGUCCAAGCGCCUCAUAGACGCAUCUGUUGGCUGA